Candidula unifasciata is the source of this 354-nucleotide messenger RNA. The record is from the annotation of a GenBank genome assembly. NCBI's taxonomy places the organism in Eukaryota, Metazoa, Mollusca, Gastropoda, Stylommatophora, Geomitridae.
AUGGCAUACACAAGUAUGUUGGUGGCACUGGCUGUAGUGGGUACGGCCAUGUGCAUGAAUCUGGAGAAAAUGCAGAAGACAAAUGUUCUCUAUUUUGAAUCUAGCAGGGAUCAGACUGAAAAUAAAAAGGCUACUUGUUGCGCAGACCAUACCCACUGCUGUCCACAAGGCUACACAUGUGAUGUUUCUGCUGGCACCUGCAAAAAGGGUGAUGAUGUAGUCAGCUGGUUGACCAAAGUAGCAGCAAAACCUGUGAAAGCAACAGUUACAUGCCCAGAUAAAUCUGAGUGCCCAGAUGGCAAUACCUGUUGUAAAUUAGCAUCUGGCCGGUAUGGAUGCUGUCCAUUAAAGCAG